Molecule: messenger RNA, 1278 nt
Organism: Aspergillus terreus NIH2624
Lineage: Eukaryota; Fungi; Ascomycota; Eurotiomycetes; Eurotiales; Aspergillaceae
Exons: 4
Coding region: 1-1278 (425 amino acids)
Biological process (GO): attachment of spindle microtubules to kinetochore
Cellular component (GO): mitotic spindle; mitotic spindle pole body; DASH complex
Source: RefSeq, a predicted model, not a curated record
AUGUCGCGUCCGACAUCCGCCAUGCCUCAGCGUCCCCUGACGCUGACCGAGGAGCUGGAGAAACUCGAACAGUCCAUCACCCUGACUCUGCAAGAGAUCGACCACAACUUCAGCCAGGCCCAUCGCAUCGUCACCUCCAGCAUCCUUCCUCUCGUCGAACAAUACGCCGAGCACUCCCGUGACGUCUGGGAUGGCGCCAAAUUCUGGAAACAAUUCUUCGAAGCCAGCGCCAAUGUCUCCCUAUCCGGAUACGAAGAACGCCCCAACGAAGAAGGCGAAGGCGACACCUCCCAGGAGCACACCGUGACGGAGGACGAUCCCUCCCACAUCACCCACAGCCAGCUCUCCGAAUCCGCGUCCUACGAGACUCCCUCGUCCGCCCGGCUGGACAUCAACCACCGCGCCGACGACCUCGAACUGACCUCCCUCAGUCUAUCGUCACAUAGCACGCCCCGCGCUCCUCCCCACAUGAACCCCAAUACCGCCGACGAUACCAUCUCGUCCAUCGCCCAUCCAUCCCCCUACGACCACGGCCAACGGGCCGAAUCCCCGGCCUACGAUGACGACGACCUCCCCACUACCCCCGGAAGACACUCCCGCCCCCGCGGAUACUCGCACGAGAACACCUCAAGAACUCCCAUGUCCUCGUCCCCGUUCAUCCCGCCCGUCUCCCGCGACGCGCCGCCCAGCACCGCCGGAACCCGUCAUCGCGCCGGGUCCGGCUCCGACCCGGUUCUGCACCGCGUGCUCGACAAGACGUACCGCGUGCAAGCCACCCCGCUGGGCAAGGGCCACGCUGCCGGACGGUCCAAGUUUACCGUGACCCCGAAACAGUCGUCGUCCAAGUACGCGGCCGAUGACUCCCCGCUGUCCAGCCCCGAGAUGGAGGCGCCGCGGCUGCACGCCGAGAUCUUCUCGUCUCCGCUGAAAACGCCCGGCACGAACCGCAAGCGUCGCACCAGUAGCCAUCUCCGCGCAACCCCCAAGCCUGGCACGAGUGUCUUGACUCCGGCCAAGGGGUCUAGUCGACCGGUCUGGGACAGUGAUGAUGACUUUGAGGACGAGGACGAGACGUUCGGGCCUAGCCCGCCAAAGACUAUGCAGUUCCAUAUCCCGCAGAGCCGCCUGAUGAAGACGCCAGCCAAGGAAGCCUCCAAACGGAUCGUCGAGCAUUUGCUGUACACGGCAGGGGCUAACGAUACCACCGACGAUAUUCAGGAUGAACAGAGUCCCAGCAUGGUGCGACGGAUGGAGCGAUUGGAGGACGACACUUUUUGA